This is a messenger RNA of Gossypium raimondii (Peruvian cotton), 555 nucleotides long. RefSeq lists its product as uncharacterized. The transcript is spliced from 2 exons. The record is from RefSeq and is a predicted model, not a curated record. Lineage: Eukaryota; Viridiplantae; Streptophyta; Magnoliopsida; Malvales; Malvaceae. The coding region runs from base 1 to 555 and encodes 184 amino acids.
AUGAAGUUGAAUUUCAAGAAGUUAUCCGAGGAAGCAACAAUAUUGAAAUUAGAAUUACCUUUCACGUUGGAGGAGAUUAAGGAAGGAGUAUGGAAUUAUGAUGAGUCGAAAGCUACUGGGCUGGAUGGGUUUAACAUGUGUUUUUUCAAAGGUUGCUGGCAAUUAGUAAGAGAAGACCUGUUUAAUAUGAUGAUAGAAUUCCUUGGAACUGGAAAGCUCAAAAAAAGCAUAAAUUCUUCCUUCAUAGCACUUAUUCCCAAAACUGAAAUGUCGAAUGAUAUUUCAGAUUUUAGACCGAUCUGUGUACAAAAUAGUGGCAAGGUGCUGUCCCGAAGAAUCAGAGAAGUUAUGGGGGAUAUUGUGUUUGUUGCAUUGUUGCAGGUGUCGUACGAAGACGUGACACGGCGCAGCGCGUGGAGGCGUGGGGAGAAGGAGGUGCACGUGCAGGCAACGGCGGCUGAAGGCUUAGGGUUUUGGUCUCUAGGGUUUGUUGAAACUGAUUGGGUCUUUUCCUGCACUGGGCUGGUGGUUAUUGGGCUGGGGUGUAUUGGGUAA